AUGGGAGGAUCGGGUUGGGAGGCAGCAGUCAAACCUUUCCUGAGCAAGGAGCCUCGGGACGUGACGGCGCUAGUGGACUCUAGCGUGGAGCUGGAGUGCGCCGCGGGCGGAGACCCGCCGCCCAAAGUUCUCUGGAGGCGGGCCGACGGCAAGAUGCCCAUCUCCAGGGCCAGGCUCACCGAGGACAAGAGCCUCCGCAUCGAGAGGAUCGCUGUAGAGGACGAGGGUGUCUACAUCUGCGACGCCACCAACCUCGUCGGCACCAUCACCGCAAAAGCAACCCUCACCGUCCACUCGCCUCCUACAUUCACGGUGAAGCCGGAGGACCAGACGGUGGGCCUCAACGGGGUGGCCCAGUUCGAGUGCGCUGCCCGCGGGUCACCGCCGCCCUCUGUCUAUUGGGCCAGGGAGGGCAGUCAGCUCCUCAUGUUCCCCGCCAACUCCUACGGCCGCCUCCACGUCAGCCCCCAGGGGCAGCUCACCAUUCACGGCGUCCUCAGGGAGGAUGCGGGCUUCUUGGUCUGCUCCGCUCUGUCUGUAGCUGGGUCAGCCACAGCCAGAGCUUAUCUAGAGGUGAGAUCGACCGGAGACAACCCGCCUCCUAUCGUCGAGAUAGGCCCUGCAAACCAGACCCUGCCUAGGCACUCAGUGGCCAUCCUCCCCUGCCAGGUCCGUGGGCAGCACGUUACGUCUUGGUCCAAGGAUGGCUCCACCCUGAAGAUAACGCAUCGCCAUAGCGUCUUUACCAAUGGCACUCUUCAGAUCGACGAUCUGGAAAACACAGACUCUGGAGUGUACACCUGCACAGCCAAGUCGGAUAGUGGUGAGAGUUACGCUUCUGGUUGGCUUCGUGUUGGUGGAGAUCCUGAGCGUGGUCCAGAACCAGGGGCCCUGCCACGAGCCCCCUCUUCCCUCAGGCUUGUCAAUGCAUCGCUGCAUGCACUCACCCUCGCCUGGGACCCUCCUCAGGGGGCCUCUACUCUGACGGGCUACACCAUGGAGUACUACAGUCCUGACUUACAGGGUGGAUGGGUUGUAGCUGCCAGGGGUGUAGUUGGCCACAUGGUCACGAUAAAAGAUCUUAAGCCAGAAACAAGGUAUAUUUUUACCGUAAGAUCAGAAAAUGCAUUUGGUCUGUCAGUUCCAAGUAAUAUGUCUGAGAUUCUGAGAACUCUUGGUGGUGAACCGAGAGGAGUUUCUCAAGCUCAACUGGAAGAGGCACGAUUGAGAUUAGGAACAAGGGUUAUAAAUUUGAUGGAGUUAAGCCCCAUCUCUUCGACAACAGUUAGGGUAACCUGGGAGAUUCUAACUUCAGACGAUUACAUUGAAGGAGUCUACAUUAGGUUCCGUGAAGUUUCGGGCGGCUGGCACAAGUACAGCCUGGUCACAGUGAUGGCCGCUGGAGCAACACAUUAUACUGUAUCAUCAUUGAGGAAAUUUACAAAAUAUGAAUUCUUCCUCACACCAUUCUUCAAGUCUGUUGAAGGUCAACCAUCCAACUCCAAAUUUGUCCAGACCUUAGAAGAUGUUCCUUCAGCUGCCCCUCUUGGUCUUUCAGCAGAAAUACUUAACUCAACAACUGCCCAGUUAAGAUGGUCAGCCCCUCCGAUGCAGCAUCAUAAUGGUGUCAUUACUGGAUAUAAAGUGGUAAUUAGAAGUAACAUGACCUUGCAUGAAACUGUCCGAAAUACGACAGUGCCGUCACUACUUUUGAACAAGCUGAACCCGAAAUUUGGUUACACUGUGGUUGUUACUGCCAUUACAAGGAUUGGGUCAGGACCUUUCUCGAGAGAGCUGGUUCUUUCAACCGCUGCCACUAGCAGAGCACGGCAAGGACAUACAUGGCUGCUUGUCCUUUCUGCAGCUUGUGCUUUGGUACUUGGUCUUUCAUGUUCUGCAGCACUUUACCUGAGAAGACGUGGCUUAGCAAAAGAGCUUGGUCAUUUAUCAGUGAGUGGUAAUGAAGUGUCAUUACUACAUUCAAAUGGUAAAGAGACCCUGUGGAUCGAGAGAGGAGGAUGGGGCAAAGAAGCACUUGGUGAUUACGCGGAAGUUGAUACUCGUGGUUUGACAACUUUUGCAUCUCGGAAAGAUCAACCAACGCCUUAUGCCACCACAACUCUUCUCAAUAGGAGGCCUCAUCAGGAGUUAAUGCCUCUUUCUGAAACCAAAAUCGAAGAAGUAGACGAAGGUAACCAACAAAUGAGCUCGAUUGAUUCUGGCAUGUACUACAGUGAAGAAGUGAAACCGACCCCAAAACAACUGGGAAACCCUGGUAAAUUCAAUUCUGCUGGAAAUGUGGCUAACUGGGCUGAAUUUUUACCACCUCCUCCCGAUCAUCCUCCACCUCACCAUAGGGCUCGUUCCAUUAAUCAAGAAAUGUGUGUCAGCCCUCAAGUGUCGAGGAGAUGCCCUCCACCUCUUCCUCCUGCCAGGAACUACAGCCCAGCCUGGCUUGAGAGCCAGUCCGUCGGCUCUGACUCCAGCAAACACAAGCAUUUCCCACCACCAGCUCAGAAGCCUCCACCCAUCCCUCGUUAUAAUGGAACCAACCAAUCCCAAAGUAGCAGCAGUUCUUCAUCCUGUCCAUAUCACCAGUGCAGUAGGAAGGCCACUCAUGAAGAAAAUGCCAGCUUACUCUAUAAGCAGCCUAUUGCAAAUGAUGACCACUGUUCUCACUCCCAUGACAAAGGAAUUCAGUCUACAUUAAAUAGCAGAACUUACUGCAAACAUGAUGAUUAUAGUGGUCCAUGUUAUGAAGACUGUAGUGCAAGUGAUACAGGCUGUUCAUGCAGCGAAUCCUCCUGCCUCUACUCAGAAGCCAACCAUUCAGAAAUAUGCGCUAACUAAGUUUCGUAAAGCUUCUUUAUUCUGCAAGGAGAUAUGUUACCUAUGAGUCAAUCAAUGGCUAUCAAGAGGGUGGGAUGCAAUCGCUGGUCUAUCCCUCCAGCCUGAUUUGGACAUUUUGAAGCGGAAGACUUGAGCUGUGAUGUAGGGUAGAACUAUUACCAUUGAGAUUCAAUCUCACUUUAUCAUCAAACAUUGAGUAGUUGGUAAAAUAAAAAUAAAGAGAACAUUAUUUAGAGUCACAAAAGUCGUUUAGGUGUCUCUGGUCCGUUGUAUAUAAUUGCACUGCGUGCAAACAGUCCAUGACAUAUAUCUUGUCAAAUGUGAAGUUACUAAGUCCUGCUGUAGAAAUAUUGUGUUCGUGUACAGAUUUGUAAUAUAAUGUAUCUAGUUCCGUACAUAGUCUUAUAAAAUUUUAUUAAUAUAUAUAUAUAUAUAUAUAAAAAGAAAAAGAAAAGUGGAAAUCUUGUUUAAUAAAAAAAAAUUUAUAUCCCGUGUUUUUCUUGUUAUAAGUUUUAAAAUGCUAAGCUUUUUGAAAUUUUUAAUUAAAUAUUCAUAUAUUAAAAUUAAAAAAAAAAAAAAAAAAACCACUGCCUAUUAAGUCAAUAUAAUUUUUUUUAGGAUUAGAUUGUAAACAGUGACUGUUGUAAAAGUGAAUUGUAGUGUAUAGUACUUUAGGACUGGCUAGUUAUUUUAGAGCCCCCACUUGAGUAGGCGGCUUUUGUUUAAAUGUUGAAAAUAAUAACUGCUACAUUCCUCUAGUUUAAUAAAAAUAAAUUUUAAAAAUGAAUUGUGAGAAAUCAAGAGCACAAGUAGAAAUAGAAUUUUAAAAAGGUCAAUGGAAUAUACCUGUGAUAGUGUAUACAUUUUGAAGAUUUUUAAAACUGAAUACGUAAAGUUUGUGACUUAAUAAAAACCAGUAGAUUUUUUCUACUUAUAUCACUAUUAAUAUCAUAGGAUUUCUCCUGUUCGUAUGUUUUAGUUUUUAAAAUUCUUAUUUUAUAGAACUAAAUUAUAGCACUUGUUUGAAUUUCAUUUUAUUUAUUUUCUAUUGACAAUUCAAGAAGUAGUGACUUUAUCAAGGAUUUAUUCAAUAAUAUUGGUGUGGCUAAUAAUUUGUUUUUUCUUGUAAAUUUCCGUCUAUUGAUAUGCUAUAAUUAAUUUCAAAUUUUGUAAGCUAAACUGUGAACUAUUAAGAUUUUUUUUUCCUGAUUAUUUCUUCCAAAAUGUAUUUUUAACACUAGAUUUUACUUGUCUUGAUGUUUCAAUUUUAUACUUAGUAAUAAGUCAUUAUUAUUAUAUUUCAAUUUUUUUGGAGGGAGAGAGGGGAAAUUCAUAUUAAGUUUGAUCACCAUUAGGUACGAUAUGAAUGAUUAUUGGUCAUGAAAUAUAAUUCUAUAUUUCAAAACAUGUUGAUUUUUGAAACUGCAAUUGAAAGUUUUGUUUUCAUGCUGUACUUAAAAUUAAUAUUUGAAUCUGUAUUGUUGAUGAGUCUAUUACUUGAUUAGUUUCUUCUUUACCUCUAAGAUUUCAAGUUUUGUUAUAUUUUAAUAUAAUCUACCAAAUACAGUUUUUAGAAAUAAAGAUAUGUAAUUUUUAAAAAAAACAACCUCUAAGCCUGUAAAUCUAGUGUUAAUUAUUUUCUGGGCUGCUAAUGUUCAAAGAAUCAUUAUGUUUUAAUUGUUUAAUAACAAAGUAUCUUGAUUUUGUAGAAAGAUUGUUUUGAAAAUUGAUAUUCUCAUGUUUAAAAGUAUCAAAAUGUUAUUUUUUCCAGUCAUAUUUGAUUAUACCUUUGGUGUGUCUAAUAUUUUUUAUUAUUUAAAUAAAUUAUAACUAACUCAUUUGCAGCCCUUAAAGGUUUAUUUCGAAAAUUGAACAAAAAAAGUAAUGUAUUACAAUAUUCUUGUUCUUUGUAAAUAUGUUCGAACGUUGAAACUUAAUCCAGAAAAAAAAAAAAAUUGUAUAUUUGAAGAUUAUGUUUAGUGCCAUUUUAUUGAUUUUGUGAUUAUAUAUUGUUAAGGUAUUUAUUUGAUAAUUAGUUGAAACGGUAUAGUGUAAAAAACAAAAUAAAAAUAAUGAAGAAUUGGGAGGAUGAAUAAUAUAAACUUUUGUUACUAUAGACUGAUUAUUUAUAUGAUCUGUAUUAUUUCUUUGUAAAUAUGUAAAAACUGCUUACGUGUGAAUGUUUUAUAAAUAUUGAAUACAGAAUUUUAUAUACAUUGUCAUAUACUUUUAGAAUUAUAUAAAUAUUGAAAGAUUUUUUUUUUUUUUUUAUAA
Nezara viridula (southern green stink bug) is the source of this 5124-nucleotide messenger RNA. Lineage: Eukaryota; Metazoa; Arthropoda; Insecta; Hemiptera; Pentatomidae. The record is from the annotation of a GenBank genome assembly.